Microtus oregoni (creeping vole) is the source of this 2437-nucleotide messenger RNA. RefSeq names its product glutathione S-transferase A2. Gene Ontology annotation, cellular component: extracellular exosome; cytosol. Gene Ontology annotation, molecular function: glutathione transferase activity. The coding region runs from base 111 to 779 and encodes 222 amino acids. Gene Ontology annotation, biological process: glutathione metabolic process; xenobiotic metabolic process. The transcript has 7 exons. The record is from RefSeq and is a predicted model, not a curated record. Lineage: Eukaryota; Metazoa; Chordata; Mammalia; Rodentia; Cricetidae.
GUGAGAAUGGUCACCUUAAUAAAGUGCUUCCACACUCAUCUGGAACAGGAGUUGGGGAGCUGAGCAGAGCAGCCGUCUGGACUCUCACUAGUGAAACCACAGCUGCAGCCAUGGCUGGGAAGCCCGUGCUUCACUACUGGAAUGCCAGGGGCAGGAUGGAGUGCAUCAGGUGGCUGCUGGCUGCAGCAGGGGUGGAGUUUGAAGAGAAGUUUAUAGAAGCCCCGGCAGACAUAGAAAAGUUAAUCAAAGAUGGGAGUUUGAUGUUUCAGCAAGUGCCCAUGGUGGAGAUUGACGGGAUGAAGCUGGUACAGACCAGAGCCAUUCUCAACUACAUCGCCACCAAAUACGACCUCUAUGGGAAGGACGCGAAGGAGAGAGCCCUGAUCGACAUGUACACAGAGGGGAUUGUAGAUCUGACUGAAAUGAUAACCCAAUUGGUCAUAUGUCCCCAGGACCAAAGAGAAGCCAAGAUUUCCUUGGUAAAAGACAAGACUAAAAACCGGUACUUGCCUGCCUUUGAAAAAGUCUUGAAGAGCCACGGACAAGACUACCUUGUUGGCAACAGGCUGACCAGGGUGGACAUUCACCUUCUGGAAGUUCUCCUCUAUGUUGAAGAGCUUGACUCCAGCCUUCUGGCCCCUUUCCCCCUGCUGAAGGCCCUGAAGAGCAGAAUCAGCAGCCUGCCCAAUGUGAAGAAGUUCCUGCAGCCUGGCAGCCAGAGAAAACCUCCCGUUGAUGCAAAGCAAAUCGAAGAGGCAAGGAAGAUUUUCAAGUUUUAGUAAAGCUGGAUUGUUAGAAUCCACAGACACCAGUCACUGAUGUUAUUAAAUAAUAAAGAAUCCUGGUUCUUGUGAUAUAAUAAUUAUCAACAAAUGGUAUGUGUAUCUCUCAUCUUCAUCCUGUUAAACUGGGAUUACAGACAUUAUUGAGGAAGAAGAAGGCAAACAGUAAUCCCUACAAAUACAAACAAAGCUUGUAAAAAUGAGGAAAAAGUAAAGAAGAAGAACCCUAAUGAAAGGAAACAAUUGACUAACAACAUUGAGUUUAUAAGUAAAAUUAAUGUGCAAAAUCAAGAAAUUAAAAGAAAAAAUGGGAAAAAUAAAGAAGAAAAAUUUAAGGUUCAAAAAUAAGGAAGAAAAAAGAAAGAAAGAAAAAAAGAAAGAAAAAAAGAAAGAAAGAAAGGAAUUAAAGAAAGAAAGGAAGAAAGGAAGAAGAAAAGAGAGACUGCAAGUCAGGAAAACAGGAAUUGGGUAAAUAGGAAAAGGUUGUGUUUUCAUUUUUUUAAAGUAAGAAAAAAUAGCAGAGAAAACAAAAUUAAAAUUUUAAAUUAGUGAGGAAGAAUCUGGAGAGCUGGCUGUGAGGUGACAGACACAGCUGCUCUUGCCGAGGACCCAGGUUAGGGCACUGCAUCUACAGGACAUCUCACUACCAUCUGUCACUCCAGCUCCAGAGACCCUGAUGUUCUCCUCUGGCCUCUGAGGACACUGCACACCCACGAUACACAUACAUACCUGUAGGCAAAACACCUCAACACACAAAACAAAAAUUUAAGUUAUUUUAAUGGUAAAAGCAAAAGAACGGGAAAACACACAUUCCAGCAAAAUAACAAUAACAGAAAAUUUCCUUGAAAAAAAAAACAGUCUUUUGUCAAGUGGAAUGAUAUAGGCCUUUAAUCCCAGCUCUUAUGAGGCAGAACUACAUGGACCUAUGUGAGUUUGAGGCCAGCCUGGUCUAUAUGAUGAGUUCCAGGACAGCCAGAGCUACAGAAUUGUGAUGCCCUCUCUCAAAAAAUACAGAAGAAUAUUCUGUCCUUGCCCCCACUGAAACCCCCUGACUUUACUUUUUCCAUGCAAUAUCAAAUAUCCAGGCCCAGUCCAGUCCUGAACAUCUUCUAUUCAGGUCUAGCUUGGUGAAUCCUUCUGUUCCUACUCUCGGCAUACCCUCCCCUUCCUCAGGUCUAGCCUGGGCUCCACACCACUGCCCUGGUGUAUUCUCGUGAGCUCCACUUCCACUGCCAUCAACCUCCAGCUCAGGCCAGCAUGCACAUCUGCACACACGUCAGCCCCUCCCCAGCUGUGGGAGGCACAGAGGCCCUUGUGCUCACAGAUAAGCACUAGGGAACCAGGAAUGCCAAAUACACAGGGUUUUCCCUUCAAAGAGAGGGAGGCAUUACCUGUUUCCCACCCAGGAGGCUGGGAACAUAUGUGAUUAACAGCCUGGUGGCCAUUGAACUAUGUAUUGAAGAUCACAACAGAUCCUACACCAGACCUUGUCAUGAGCUUGUCAAUCUAUAGAACCCAUGUUUAGGGAAGAUGUCAUUUGUUCUUUACAAAGAGUCUUGGUGUGGUCUUGUUUUAUGCUUUACUGUGCCUAAGGGAUUAAGUUUUAUCUUUAGAAAUUUUUUCACCAAAUUGUGCUGUGCUUAAGUAUGCCCAAA